Messenger RNA from Raphanus sativus (radish), 573 nucleotides. RefSeq lists its product as uncharacterized. The transcript has a single exon. Gene Ontology annotation, molecular function: RNA-DNA hybrid ribonuclease activity; nucleic acid binding. Lineage: Eukaryota; Viridiplantae; Streptophyta; Magnoliopsida; Brassicales; Brassicaceae. The record is from RefSeq and is a predicted model, not a curated record. The coding region runs from base 1 to 573 and encodes 190 amino acids.
AUGAAAGAGGAGGUAGAUCAAUGGUUCCAGCUCAAUAUGGUCUCCAACUCUACGUCAACGGCAACAACUACUCUUCAUCACUGUGAAAGAUGGCUUCCUCCUGAGAAUGGUGUCAUCAAAUGCAAUGUUCAUGCCAAUUGGAGAAAUCCAUACCUUCAUAGUGGGGUAGCUUGGAUCGCAAAGGACCAUAACGGGAAUGUAACACACCAUGCUCGCGAUGCUAUCGUCCAUGCACCUAACCGUUUCAUAGCUGAGCUGAGAUGCAUAAUAUUCGCUAUGACGAGCCUUAGCGACCUCAGAAUCUCAAGGGUGAUCAUUUCUUCUGACUAUACAGAGGUUAUUGAGGCUAUCAAAUGUCCACUACAGUGGCCACGACACAGAGGCUUGUUGCAACAAGUGCUGCGACUUAAAGAGAAGUUUCAGGUAAUAACUUUUGACAGUGAGAAAGUAACAGCUAAUGGAGUGGCUCGUGACAUCGCAAGAAGUGUUUUGCGAGAUGGUCGGUUUCAAUCUUAUCUAGCUAUGGGAGGUCCCUCUUGGCUACACGAUAGAAUCGCAAGAGAACAACAUUGA